AUGUCACACGAAGGCCAAGAAGAAUUAUUGGACUACUCCGACUCUGAAGAGAUCGCCGUUCCAACCACCGCCCCAUCUGCCGGUGCUGGUGAGGCAGAAAACGACAAGGAAGCCGACAAGAAAGGUUCCUAUGUUGGUAUCCAUGCCACUGGUUUCAGAGACUUCUUAUUGAAGCCAGAAUUGUUGAGAGCCAUCGGUGACUGUGGUUUCGAACAUCCUUCUGAAGUUCAACAAGUUUGUAUCCCUCAAUCCAUCUUGGGUACCGACGUCUUGUGUCAAGCCAAGUCUGGUUUGGGUAAGACCGCCGUUUUCGUCUUGUCCACCUUGCAACAGUUAGACCCAGUUGCUGGUGAAAUCUCCACUUUGGUUAUCUGUCACACCAGAGAAUUGGCCUACCAAAUUAGAAACGAGUACGCCAGAUUCUCCAAGUACAUGCCAGAUGUCAAGACCGAAGUCUUCUAUGGUGGUACCCCAAUCAAGAGAGACAUCGAAAAGUUGAAGAGCAAGGACACUUGUCCUCACAUUGUUGUCGCCACUCCAGGUAGAUUGCACGCUUUGGUCAAGGAAAAGGCCAUCCGUUUGGCCAACGUCAAGUCCUUCGUCAUCGAUGAAUGUGACAAGGUUUUGGAAUCUAUUGACAUGAGAAGAGACGUGCAAGACAUCUUCCGUAGCACUCCUCACCAAAAGCAGGUUAUGAUGUUCUCGGCUACCUUGUCUCAAGAAAUCCGUCCCGUCUGUAAGAAGUUCAUGCAGAACCCAUUGGAAAUCUAUGUUGAUGACGAAGCCAAGUUGACCUUACACGGUUUGCAACAAUACUACAUCAAGUUGGCUGAGAAGGAAAAGAACAGAAAGUUGUCUGACUUGUUGGACUCUUUGGAAUUCAACCAAGUUAUUAUUUUCGUCAAGUCUACCAACAGAGCCGAAGAAUUGAACAAGUUGUUGUGUGCUUGUAACUUCCCUUCUAUUGCUGUUCACUCCGGUAUUCCUCAAGAAGAAAGAAUCGCUAGAUACAAGUCUUUCAAGGAGUUCAACAAGCGUAUCUGUGUUUCCACCGAUGUUUUCGGUAGAGGUAUUGAUAUCGAGAGAAUCAACUUGGCUAUCAACUACGAUUUGCCAAACGAGGCUGACCAAUACUUGCAUAGAGUUGGUAGAGCUGGUAGAUUCGGUACCAAGGGUUUGGCCAUUUCUCUUGUCUCCAACAAGGAAGACGAAGAAGUUUUGGAAAAGAUCCAAUCUAGAUUCGAUGUUAAGAUCACCGAAUUCCCAGAAGAAGGUGUUGAUCCUUCCACUUAUAUGAACACUUGA
Suhomyces tanzawaensis NRRL Y-17324 is the source of this 1305-nucleotide messenger RNA. RefSeq names its product ATP-dependent RNA helicase (gene SUB2). NCBI's taxonomy places the organism in Eukaryota, Fungi, Ascomycota, Pichiomycetes, Serinales, Debaryomycetaceae. Gene Ontology annotation, molecular function: RNA binding; RNA helicase activity; ATP binding. The coding region runs from base 1 to 1305 and encodes 434 amino acids. The record is from RefSeq and is a predicted model, not a curated record. Gene Ontology annotation, biological process: mRNA splicing, via spliceosome; mRNA export from nucleus. The transcript is spliced from 2 exons.